Sclerotinia trifoliorum is the source of this 2812-nucleotide messenger RNA. The record is from the annotation of a GenBank genome assembly. NCBI's taxonomy places the organism in Eukaryota, Fungi, Ascomycota, Leotiomycetes, Helotiales, Sclerotiniaceae.
UGUCGCAUACCUAGCACCAUCACCACACCAUUUUUGGACCCUCUCCCCCUGGAUGCUUGCCAAGAUUAGCAGAAAAGCUCAAACUAUCCCAAACUGCCCGAACCAUCCACCUUUUGGGGAUAAGUCGCAACUUUAUCACGGUACAGCGAGGGUCAGAUCUCCACACUACGACCCCCAUUCGAAAGCGUACAGGCCCAAGAAAUAAUGAAAAGUGCAAAAGUACAUUAGCAAAUCCACCUUGAUUCAGUAAUUACCAUGGCCUUAGAGGAGACGAGAUCCCAGAUUCCUGCUGCAGCACAAGUUCAACAUCAUUCACAAUGCGAGGAAGAGGAAACUCUACCGAUAUCCGAUCGAAUCUCCACUGAGAACACUUCACUUGGAUCUUCACAAUCAAAACCACUUUCAUACCCACAUUCGCGCUCGCACUCGCCAUCUCUCUCAUUCUCCCUCUCAGACACAAGUCCACAUCCACAGUCACACUCACAUCCACACUCACAUCCACACUCACCUCACCUCUCCAAAUCUCAUUUCCCUAUACAAACUUUACCAAGAACUUCCACAUCUGAAGCAUCAGCGCGUUCGGAAGAGGAAUUAUUAGAGCCAGAUGCUGCUACAGCUCUCGCAGAUUUACACCCAACAGAUACAAUCAUGGAUUCACAACCUUCGGGUCAUCGGCGAAGGAGAAGUAGCAUGAUGAACAACUUAGAUCCGAAUUCAAGAGUUCCAAGGGCAAAGCGAUCACCAAAAACUUCUAUAAUUGGAGGGGAUACGAAAUCUGGAGAUAGAGGGUCAGACGAUGAUUCGAGAUCUAUCAGUGAUGAUAUGGAAUUGAAUAAUUUCUCUGAAGAUGGUGAUUUACAAGAUGAUGAGGAGACCGGUUUGACUGCCAAGUCUAAAGCAAAACGAAAGAAGAAGAAGAUACGGCAUCAAUCAAUGGAUCAUAGAAUCGCGGGAGAUAUUAAAGUAACAACAGAUGAGAAGAAAGAAGCGGAUUGGAAUGUCGUGAGGAAGAGUUUAAUGAAUGGGUCUCUAAUAGGACUUUGGUAUAUAUUUUCUCUAUCAAUAUCUAUAGUAAGUUCAUCUUCCUCUCCUCGCAGAUAUUUUCUAACCUUCAAAAUAGUAUAACAAAUGGAUGUUUGAUCCAAAACAUCUCAAUUUCCAUUUCCCUCUAUUUACAACCUGUAUGCAUAUGCUAGUACAAUUCUCUCUCGCGAGUCUCGUCCUUUACUUCCUACCUCAAUUUCGACCUCGAUACGAUUCUAUUUCCAAUCCUCACAAUACGCAUGUAUCGGAUGCAGAUAUGGCUCAACAUGAGGUUGAUAUGAAGAAACCGUUGAUGACGAGAAUGUUUUACUUUACACGAAUUGGUCCUUGUGGAAUGGCAACAGGAUUGGAUAUUGGUCUUGGAAAUAUGUCUUUAAAAUUCAUAACCCUUACAUUUUAUAGUCUGUACCCCUUUCCUUAGUGGAAAUAUCCUACUAACAUAUACUAAAGCUAUGUGCAAAUCCUCGUCUCUCGCAUUCGUACUUCUUUUCGCAUUCGUAUUUCGCCUCGAAACUCCUUCGUGGCGUUUAGUCGGUAUUAUAUUUACAAUGACAGCUGGUGUGGUAAUGAUGGUAUUUGGUGAAGUGGACUUUUCAACCAAGGGUUUUAUUCUCGUCAUAUUUGCCGCGUUUUUCUCCGGUUUCCGUUGGGGUUUAACACAAAUCCUUCUUCUCCGAAACCCAGCAACUUCGAAUCCUUUCUCCUCGAUUUUCUACCUUGCUCCUAUCAUGUUCGCCUCUCUUCUAAUCAUCGCUACUCCCGUAGAAGGAUUUCCAGCACUUUGGGAAGGUCUGAAAACAUUAGUCGAAGUCAAAGGUCCAAUCUUCGGUCCUUUAAUUUUACUAUUCCCAGGUUGUAUAGCUUUUUUCAUGACAGCCUCUGAAUUCGCUCUGCUACAGCGUACAUCCGUCGUUACUCUUUCAAUCGCAGGGAUUUUCAAAGAAGUAGUUACAAUUUCUGCCGCAGGAUUAGUUUUCCAUGAUCCUCUUACGCUAAUCAAUAUCUCUGGUCUCUUCGUCACAAUCGGUGCAAUCGCAGCAUAUAAUUGGAUUAAGAUUCGAAAAAUGAGAGAAGAUGCUCAAACAGAAGCACAUAGAAUUCAUGAAGCUACAGAAAGAGCAAGAGAAAGUGGAAGUGAUGCAGAUGGAGAAGAUGGAGAAAGUGAUUGGGAUGGUCAAGAAGGAAGUUAUGUUACAAAUGAUGGCGACAUUCUACCAAACCCGGAUAGAUUCCAAGUCAAAAAAGGAGAAAGCUCAAGAGCAGAGAGUGCACCAUUGGUUGGAAACAGCGCAAAGAAAGAUUUGAGUGAUUGACUAUUUUCAUUCAAUUCACUACGUCAAUUCAAAAUUUCUUAUUUACAUAUUAAAGAAAGGAGAGAAGAUAAGAGAGUUGAUUAACUUUCUUUCGUAUAUAUACAUAUACAUAUAUAUUUAUACUUGGACUUAUACUUGGAUUUACAUUUAUAUCUAUUUAUACUCAUGUUUAUAAAUAGAAAAUUGUCGUUAUGCUAGAAAGAAAGCAGCUGAUAGCAUAGCAUGAGAUUGGAUGGGGAUACCCGGCGUUUUGAGUAUGUGCUUUUUAGAUACUGUCUUGGCUUGGAUGGAUGGUACUAUGUUGGUACUGAGUUGGUAGUUUUAUUGAGUCUGAUUUUGGACUUGGGUUGGACUUGGGUUUGGCUGGUAAUAUGUAUGUGGUUGAUCGGUUGAUUAAGUAGCAGAGCAGAGCAGAGCAGAGCAUGUAGAGCAUAGCAUGCAAAUGAGGAUACUUA